AUGCUCGUACAGAGCAAGUGGAAUUCACUAAAAUGCACUUCUGUAUUCAGGCGCUGUCUCACGACUCUUCAGCACCAACAAAAGCGCAUACCUCGAAAAGGCGAUCUCGUCGUUAUGGCCAUGUCAGGUGGAGUCGAUUCUAGUGUAUCAGCUGCAUUACUGAAGAAACAAGGCUACAAUGUCCGGGGUAUUUAUAUGCGAAAUUGGGAUACUUCAGACGAGAGUGGCGUAUGCACAAGUAGGCAAGACUGGGAGGAUGUUCAGAAAGUAUGCAAACAUUUGGACAUUGAAUGCGAACAUGUGGAUUUCGUCAAGGAAUACUGGAAUGAUGUGUUUGAAAAGACGUUGGAUGACUAUGCCAGAGGACUCACGCCCAAUCCAGAUAUUGCUUGCAACAGUUUCAUCAAGUUCGGCGCGCUAUUGGAUAAAAUACCGAAAGAUGCGUGGUUUGCCACAGGUCAUUACUGUCGUUCCUUGGAUGGCAAACUACUACGUGGACUAGAGCGCAACAAAGAUCAAUCCUACUACCUCUCCACCGUACCUGAACAAGCAUUGAGACGCACCAUUUUCCCAUUGGGAGAAAUCGAAUCCAAAAGCACCGUGAAACAGCUAGCCAAAGAACUGGGAUUGCACGACAUUGCUACCAAAAAAGAGAGUAUGGGUAUUUGCUUUGUUGGCCAGCGUCGACGAUUCGCAGCAUUUUUGGAACAGUAUAUAGAUCAACCUCCUGGACCUGUUGUGAACUUGGAGAAUGGUCAAUUGAUUGGCCAACAUCAAGGUCUUUUUGGUUACACUAUAGGUCAGGCAUCCCGUAUCUGUCAUGGUUCAGAUAAAUGGUUUGUGGCACAGAAAAUCAUGAGUGAAAACAAACUAGUAUGUGUUGCUGGCUCAAACCAUCCUUCUCUUUUUCACAAUGGUUGUAUUGCGCGUGAUUGGGUCUGGAUCCAUCAAAAUCCACCAAAAGGGUUGACGGAAGGAAAUGGAGAAAUGGUGGUCGAUGCUCAGAUCAGGUAUAGACAAUCACCUGAAAAGGCUUUUUUGUCACUCCAACCGGAUGGUCAGUACAGUGUUCGUUUCAUGAAUCCGAUACGUGCAAUAGCACGUGGCCAGCAAGUAGUAGUUUGGGAUCAAGAUUGGUGUUUGGGCGGUGGUGUAAUAGAGCAUGUUCUAUAA
Messenger RNA from Mucor velutinosus, 1173 nucleotides. RefSeq lists its product as uncharacterized. The record is from RefSeq and is a predicted model, not a curated record. The coding region runs from base 1 to 1173 and encodes 390 amino acids. The transcript has a single exon. Gene Ontology annotation, cellular component: mitochondrion. NCBI's taxonomy places the organism in Eukaryota, Fungi, Mucoromycota, Mucoromycetes, Mucorales, Mucoraceae. Gene Ontology annotation, molecular function: sulfurtransferase activity. Gene Ontology annotation, biological process: tRNA wobble position uridine thiolation.